AAGUUUUGUUCUAAAAUGCCUGUAAGAGACUUUUAGGAUGCUGCUGAGGUUCGGGCAAUUUGUUAUAUUUAUACUAUUGUAGUGUAGGUGGUUAUUACAGUGCAGUCCUCAGACCUCAGUACUUCAGUGUAAAGGUAUCUUGUGAACUCGAGGAUUAUGGGAUGGAGCUCCUUAGACGAAGUUUUAACCUUGUUUUGGCCACUCUUGUACGUUUGUCAGGCCUUUAGUCAUCCAUGUAGCAGAAGCCCAACAUCUGUCCACGGACAUGUGAUGAUGUUUCAGUGGUUUCCAUCUCAGGCGGAUCAUUUUUACACACUUUCAUCGGGAAACAAGAUGCUAAACAGCACUGCAGUGUGUGAGAAUACGAAUGUAUGUAUGUUGAGUUUCAGAGCACCUCAGGUGUCCAAGAAGUUGAACUUCACUUUACAGUCAUACAAUCACACAGAACUACUGGACACCAAGACUUUCCAGCUUGUUCCACUCCUGACUUCCUCUCUGAGUGUGAAGGUGUCAUCCACGACGGCAGUGUUUGACUGGACAUCGGAUGGAAGUACUUUGCAUGUUUGUUUGGAUGAACAGUGUUGGGUUCUGUCCCGGUUUCAGCCGCUCCACCGGGUGACGGGGUUAAAACCUGGACGCCGUUACGAUUUCAGUGUGGAAAAAACAACAAACGUCCCUCAUCUCCAAAUCAAUGUCACACAAACCCUACAGUUGGCCAUGAAAACAGGUCAGUGUCCGGCCGGUUGGCUUGCUGUGGAGUGGAGCUGUUACAAAGUGAGUUCAGGAUUCCUGUCGUGGGAUGCAGCCCAGCGAGCGUGUGAAAGAUCAGCCACGGCGGCACACCUGGCCAACAUAAAGACAGAUGCUGAGUUUCGAUCUAUAUCUGCAUCCUUACUGGAGCGCUUCGGUCAUCUUCUUCUGUUGUGGACAGCUUUAAAUGACCAAGAGCUGGAGGGUGAUUGGCGCUGGUCGGAUGGCUCCGCCUACAACCUAACUAUCGAUGUUACGUCAUCGCUCGCAGCUGAUCAGGCUGGUUGUUUAGCGAUACAGAAGAACGCCACGGGACCAGGAUAUUUCUUCACUGCUUUCCCAUGUUACUUGCAGCUCCCCAGCAUAUGUCAGGUUGAUCUACUGCAGAGCAGUAGUUAUGAGCUGUAUCUAGAGAGUGUGUGCGAGACAGAAGUGGUGUUUGUCUGGUCUGACACAUCUCAGCUUCUGGAACAGACAGAUGGUUCUUCGCUCAUUCUGCACUCAGUGGAGUUAAUGGACCAAACUGUGUCACAGAUACCGCUCCCAAACACUCAAGACAGAGUGAGAGUUGAGGGUCUGUUUCCGGGACACGUCUAUCAUUUCUCUUUGAAUCUGACACACCCUAGUGGUGCGUCUCAGACGCUUGGACCCAUUCUCAUCGCCAAAACAAAACCAAAUCCUCCCCAGAAUCUCACUGUGACAGCUGUGACGUCCAAUCAGAUUUCAGUGUCCUGGGCUGCCCCUGAUUCUACCCAGAAUGCACUGUUUGACAAAUAUAUUUUGACCUGGGUGGACGCAGCCUCCGGCAGAUUCCAUUCUGUUCAGGUGGACAAGAUGAAUCUGAGCGCUGUGACUGGUGGGUUGAAGUCAGAUCAGACGUAUGGGAUCACAGUCAUGUCGGUCACAGGUGAAGGUGUGGAGAGCUCAGAGAAAGCAUCAUUGACUGUAAUCACAGCGGUUAGUCCUCCGCGCAAGGUCUCGGUUGGAGCCGUAGGCCGGGAGAACAUGACCGUGUGCUGGUGGCGUUCGUUGGACGAGAAGGUGAAUGUGUAUUACAUCCGGCUCCAACCAUGGAAAAAACAGGACCAAACCAGAGAGUUAUGGGUAAAUGGCUCAUCCUGUAUCACUCUUACCGUGCUCCAACCUGGUGAGACGUAUGAGGUGAGCGUGGCUGCAGUGAAGGGCGGGAACAUGAGCGCGGAGAUAACCAUACAACAGACACUAAGACCUGACAGCGUCCAGAUAGCUGUCCCGUUACAGGUCGGUACACACUAUAUGGAGCUAUUUGUGCAGAUGCCCAGGAACAGCGCUUACGAUGGCAUCACUGUUACUUACGGAAACAGUUUUCUUUGGAGGCCAGUGUCUGAAGACAGCAUCAAAUUGUUAGUGGAAGACCUAAAUCCAGGGAUGCAGUAUGACUUCCAUGUGUUUGCGACCAGCAGAGAAGCAAGGAGCGAAGGUUUUAUUCUGCCACCUGUCAGAACCUGUUUGGCUCCUCCCACACGCUUGCGUGCUGGUGUUGUGACUGACAGCUCCAUAGAGCUGCUGUGGGACAGAGCUGGAGGUGACGCCCACCACUAUGAGGCGCUGUGUGCCAACUGCUCAGAGACUGUCAUGGUGCAGAAGGUUGUGGAACCCAGAGCAGUAUUUAAAGAUAUAAUCUCAGGAAACCUCUGCAACUGUUCGAUCCGUACAGAGAAGGAGUUUUUCAGAGACAGUCCAGCCGUGACGAUUGCCAUCAGAUCUGCUCCCAGUUCGGUGACGUUGCUCCCCGUGCAGAGAUCAUCGACGUCUCUGACCGUUCGCUGGAGGACCGACUGGGGGGUCUGUGACUCAUUCAUCAUGUCAAUCAGAAACUCAUCCUUUAUCCUGCUCACCAAUCUGAGCGAGUCUGAUGAAAGAAUGUAUCACAUUGACAAUCUGUUACCUGGAAGCGUGUAUGUGAUUGAAGUGACUAGCGUUAGUGGAGACAGACGAAGUUUCCCUGCGAUUGCAACUGUUAACACAUUUCCAGAACCUCCAGGUGACAUCACUUUCAUCGAACAGGAAGUGAACAGCAUGUAUGUCAUGUGGCCACGCCCACCAGGCGGAGUGGACGGGUACAGGCUUCAGUAUGGCCUUGCAGGUGAACAUCUCCAGCCGCAGGCAGAAAUCCAUGGCAACAGUUUCAGGAUUCUUGACUUGACCCCAGGAAGUGAUUACAGGUUUGAGAUCCAGUCCUUCCUUGGAUCCGAUUUCAGCCAGACUACAUCCGAAAACUUCUCCACUCGUCCAGCAGGUGUAUGUUUGCUGUUGCGGUCUCAAGCUAACGUCACGUCUGCCACAGUGACAUGGGAAGAAGCACACGGGUAUUUUGACUUCUAUAGAGUGACGGUCAGUAACAGCUCUCACAACUGGACGUUUGACCUGAGUCCACAUGUGCGGGAGGUUACCGUCAGUGACCUGCGGGGCGGCUGUUCCUACAACACAACUGUACAGCGCUUCAGAAACCGACUGAGUGGGACUGCGGCUACAAUCACCCUACACACAGUUCCUUCCAGUCCUGAGGGUUUGCGUGUCCUAAGCGUGUCGCCGCGUGAUUUCUCCCUCCACUGGUUGGCAUCAUCAGGAUGUGAUCAAAACUACCUGGUUCAAAUGUUUCCUGACCAUGGCAGAAUUAACAUCACAACCACAACGGACAACUACAUCCAGGCUCAGGUCUCUAGCGUAACACCAGGAACAUCAUACACAGUCACGGUGGGCGCGGUGGCCUCAUCAGGGCUCAGCUCACCUGUCAGCCGAAUUCUCGUCACGGCUAAUGAGUCCUUACCGGCAGCCCCCUCUAAACCGGAGGGGGAACGGGUGGGUUCCACUGGAAUCCUUCUCUCCUGGCGGAUGCCUAUGCCCCUCGACCCCAGCAUCCAUUCAUUCAUCAUCAGAUACAAAGAGAUGUGUCCAUAUCCUGACUCCACAUUCACUGAGAUCCCCAAGAACCUGGACAUUCCCGAAACCCUGUUAAACACUCUCACCCCUGGAGCUACAUACAACAUUAAGGUUGCAGCGGUAAAUAAAGCAGGAACUGGACCUUUCAGUCCGUCUCUGUACUACAAGACCGCAGAGGCCCCUCCUGGUCUGGUGUCAAACCUCUCAGCGGAGCCUGAGGGUCACAUGUCGGCUUUACUGACCUGGUAUCUCCCCGUGCGCAUUAACGGCCUCAUCACUAAGUUCGCUGUGAAAGUCAAACAUGCCCGGACGGGCCAGAUCGCCCGCACCCUGGAGCUCAACGCAGAGGACAUCAUGAACGAAGCACUGCCUCACUGCAAUGAUGCGGCAGACAUCCUAUCCCGUGGAACACCUAGUCCGGCCGAGCUGACCUCUGCUGUGUUGCCAUCGGUUACGCUCUCAGCUGUUCCACCCGCCUCCGUCUGGGCUGUCCCAAUCAGCAUCAGCAUCGAUGAGCUCCGCCCCUACACGCCUUACGUGUUUGAAGUCUCCGCCUUCACCAGUGACGGGGAGGGACAGAUCGCCAGUACUAUGGUCCGCAUGCCUGAGGCCGCUCCUGAAGAUCCUCCACAAAACAUAAUGGUGAGAAACAUCACCUCCAAAUCUCUGUCUCUAUCUUGGGAACCCCCGAACAUCAUCACCGGACGUUUCAGUUACGUCAUCCAGCUCAACAGCUCGACAGGGUUUAUAAGUGAGAACAGCACGUUUGAUCCGAUGUUUACUUACACCGGACUGACUCCUUACACACUGUACUACAUCCAUGUCAUGGCCAAAUCAGCAGGAGCCACAGGACCAGAAGCUGUAUUCAACAUUACUACACUACCAGAAGCCCCGGGUGCCGUGUCUAAUCUGGCAGUGGAGGCCAUCGACUCGACAUCUGUGCGUCUGUCAUGGAGAACUCCGAGCCAACCAAAUGGACUCAUCACACACUACAGGAUCCUAGUACAGCACUACAGUACACUUGUACAGGACAUCACCCUGCGAAGACUGAAGGAUUCUCCAUCGAUACGUCGCAAUGCAAGAUCGCUUGACUUCACCACGUCUAACAUCUUCGCUUUGACUCCACAUGGAACCUCUCCUACUUCGGGCGAUUAUUUUACCAGUACUGACCAAACAAACACUGAACUGACCUCUGACCUUCCUUCCACACCGAGCACCCCCCACACUCCCCCUCCUUGGCUUACGGUGACCCACGACAUAAUAGAUGCGUCUGCUGAGACAGAGGCCGUAACCAUGGACCUUCCGACCGAACUGUCACCUUUUAUCUUUAGCACUGACCAGCCGCCAUUGGUUAACUUAAGCCCCUCACAGCCUCGCCGCUCCACUAGGGCGGUUGCAACGGGCUUCACCGAGCAGCAGACAAACUUCCCAACUCGAGAUGCAACAACCAUGGGGAUAGAGGUCCUGCCAGCCACUGAGGAGACUGUAGAGUUCUCGUCUGAUCAGAUGGUUUAUGUGAUCAGAAGACUGAGUCCUUUCACAGAGUACAAAUUUAGCGUGACGGCAAACAACAUCAUUGGAGAAGGACCUUCAACCCAUGUUACGGUGAAAACAGCUGAACAGGUGCCCAGCUCAGUUCAGGACGUGUCCUAUCAGAACAUUAGCUCCACCUCUAUUCAGGUCAGCUGGGAACCGCCGCUCAACCCGAACGGCAAGAUAACCUAUUACACAGUGUAUGCACAGAACCUCCUUACCAACCAGGAGUUACGGGAGGUGACGGACACCACCAGCAUAGUGCUCACGGGUUUGGAGAAGUACAGCAGUUAUAAGUUGCGUGUGGCGGCGUCUACAGCUGUGGGUGAAAGCCCUCAGGGCGAUGAUGACUACAUCUUUGUUGUGACACUGGAGGAUGAGCCCGAUUCGCCCCCGCGUGAUCUGACCGUAGUGAGAACCACAUCCUCCACCGUCACUCUCAGCUGGUCACCACCGGAGAAACCCAAUGGCAUCAUCCGACAGUAUGAGGUCACGUACAGCAACGGAACGUACAGCGACACGGUCAACAGCACGUCAGCCGGCGUCACGCUGCGCUAUCUGAAGCCAUACACGUACUACAAUGUGACGGUCCUUGCGUAUACACAACAUGGCCACGGAGAGCAGAUAUCUGAUACUCUUCAGAUGCUUUCAGGAGAGGAUGUGCCUGGCAGUCCACCUUCCGAUCUGAUCUAUGAGAGCAUCGGAUCCAGCGAGGUAAACGUCUCAUGGUCUCCGCCGCUUCUCGCAAACGGCAUCAUUCUGUUCUACAAUGUGGAUUACUGGAACGCCACACACGCUCUGAACAAAACCACAUCCGUGCCCUUCGCUGUCCUGUCCAACCUGAGGAAGUACACGCGUUACCGGGUCAGCGUUCAGGCCGCCACACGAGUCGGGAUGGGCAACCACAGCAGUGAGAUACUGAACAUCACAACACUGGAAGACACACCCAGUUCACCUCCAAAAUUACUAGCCGCCAGGAAAUUGUCAGAUACAGAAGUGGAGUUGUCCUGGCAAGCUCCGGACGAGGCCAACUCAGAGAUCUUGUAUUAUGUAGUGAGAGUUUGGAAUCUGAGCUCUGAGCUUGUGGCGAAUGUGACUGAAACAUCAGUGGUGGUCAGUGUUGAUGGGCCGGGUCAGUAUAACGCCUCGGUCAGCAGCUGGACUCGACUGGGAGAUGGAGGACUGUUGAUUUACAUCACGUUCAGCACCUUAGAAUCAGCUCCAUCGGACCCUCCGCAGAAUGUGUCAUACAUGCUCCUCACGACCUCUACAGUACGUCUCAGUUGGUCUCCGCCGACCGAACCCAACGGCAUCAUCCAGUUCUACACCGUCUACUACACAGACAAUGACACGCUCUUUACACAGAGGAUCCCGGGUUCAGAUCACGGCUGCGUGCUGUCUGAUCUGAUAGCAGGACAGACGUACAGUGUGUGGAUGAGUUCCAGCACUUCUGCUGGUGAUGGGGAAGUGUACAGCCCCCCUCUCAACUUCACUACACUAGAGGAGGUACCGAGCGGUCCGGUCCACAACCUUACCGCUAAGGUCUUCAGCUCCACGGCUGUGGUGAUCAGUUGGGAUCCUCCUCUGGAGCCCAAUGGUAAAGUGUUCUACCUGCUCAAUUUGGAAGAGGCGGGCACGAGCCAUCCCUCCAUCAACCGGACGCUCAACGCCACCCUCUCCACCUCGACCACAGAAAACAUCUACCUGUUCACCAAGCUCAGGAAGUACUUUCCAUACGUCAUCAGAGUUACCCCAUCGACGGGCGCGGGGGCGGCCGUAAAUCACACCACGAUGCUGCACCUGCGAACCGAUGAAGAUGUUCCAGGUUCUCCUCCAUUCCCAGGAGCUAGCAGAAAUCUCUCUUGGGCUUCCAUCUAUGUGACGUGGUUUCCUCCAGCGGAGCCCAACGGAGAGAUCAUAGAUUAUGCCAUCGUGCUGCAGGGGUCUGGAGGCGUCCACAAAAACUUCACCCCUGAAACUCAUGUAACGCUGACAGAUCUCACUCCAUUCACACCUUACAAUCUCUCAGUCGCUGCGGUGACCCGGCUGGGCGUCGGGCCGGCUGUGAUCAUACCCCUGCAUACUGAUGAAGCAGGACCGAUGUCCCCACCACGCAAUCUCAGUAUAUUCAACCACACUUCAGAUUCUGUUUGGCUUCAGUGGGAACCCAGUCUGGAACCCAACGGAAUCGUUCAGCAUUACGGCUUCAGAAUACUGGAACUGAACACGUACACCAUCAGAUAUCAGAACUCAUCAGAUGCAUCCACACAUGCAGAACUGAGAGGCUUCAGACCUCAUAACUCAUACGAGAUCAGCGUCAGCACACAAACCAGGGCUGGAAACGGAGAGCAGUACAGCUUACCUGUCAUAUUCACCACCAAUGAGUCAGUGUCAGAUGCAGUUGGGAAUCUGACGUGCUCCGGAUUGGAUUGGAAUUCGGUGUAUAUGGAAUGGGAGCCUCCGGUUCAUCCAAACGGAGAGAUUCUGCAUUACCUCAUCCGCUCUGGAGAUCAGGAGGAGGAGGUUCAUUCCCUCACGCUCCCAUACACAGUGGUCCACACCUUCAACGGUCUGUCACCAGAUGCCUUCUACAUCAUCAGCGUGGCGGCAGUAAAUUCAGCCGGAGCGGGAGAGGAGGCAAACUGCACGGCACAAACUCCAUCAGAGUCGGUUCCUGGUCCCCCCCAGUCCCCGACAGUAACGGAGGUCUCCUCUGACAGCGUGUCUCUAAUCUGGCAGCGUCCGGCCCGCGUGCCCGGUCUGUUACAGGGUUACAGCGUGGAGAUUCAGAGAUUGGCUAGACACUGUCGGAUGAAGGAAGAUACGGAGUCGUGUGUGGAGAGUGAGGUCAUGGAGUGGGUGGAUGGAGAAACCAACGGAGUCACACUCUCAUCUCUGCUUAAAUACAGAGAAUACCGCAUCCGAGUGCUGGCGUUCACCAGAGCCGGACCUGGAGAACCUUCGGGGUGGAUCCACACGCAGACGCUUGCUGGAAAUCCUGAUGCUCCUCCUGGUCCCAUCUCAGUAGUUCCGUCUGCCACCGGGUUAAAGGUGGAGUGGGAGGAACCCUCGGUCAUCUCAGGGCCCACAUCAUACCUUAUCGACAUCAUUGCUCUGGACGGCUCUGGAGCUAACGUUAGUUUGGUACGACACUCAGAGGAGAUCCGGGCGGUGGUUGUGGGAGACCUGACGGCGUUUACGUUGUACUCUGUGACUGUCACCGCCUUCACAGGGAGUGUUUCCAGCGCACACGGGGAUGGCAAAGCAUCCCAACCCGUCCUCAUCAGGACCCUGGAGGACGAGCCCAAAGAUCCACCUCAAAAUGUGACCUUGACUGUAAAUCCGGGCGAAGUGACACGGGUCUACCUGACGUUCUCUCCGCCGGAUGAGCCCAACGGAAACAUUAGCGCGUACCACGCUGCCGUCUACCGCGACGGACAGCUAGUUUUCAGUAUCAACAGCCUGCCAUUGGUCAGCAACCCUAACAACACCAUGACCACUGUCAUUGAAGGACUGCAGGGCGGAUUCAACUACAGCAUACGGAUAGCAGCAGUGAAUGGAGCAGGUUUAGGACCAAGUUCCGAAGUCCAGGUCACCACUGGUGUAAAAGCCCCCCCCAAGCCGACGAGGAGGCCGCGGGUCGCUGUGAACAACGCAGGUCUUGUCUUCACAACCUCCAACACCAUAACCAUUGAGAUGCCCGAAUGCUUCUUCACUGAUGACCACGGACCCAUCCAGAGAGUCCAGGUCAUUGUUUCUGAGCCGGCAGUGAUGGACUACGGCAAUCUGUCCAACUGGAAGAGUGUUUUCCUCCAGCCCACCGCUCCGUAUCUGACCGAUGAGGGAUUUGUGAAUCCGGCAUGCUCUGAGAGAUCUGAACGCACGACCACACAUGCAAACACAUACGUGAUAGGAGAGGACGAAGGCUGUUUGUCUGAAGAUGCUCGGAUGCUGUGUAACGGACCUCUUAAACCCAAAACAUACUAUGUAUUCAAAUUCCGGGCGACAAAUAUCCGUGGGCAGUACACCGAUUCUGACUAUUCAGAGAGGAUUAGAACUGCAGAUGACCAACUGUUCACUCGUGAUGAGCAGAUCAUUCUGGGAGUUGUGCUCUCUGUGUUUUUGCUUGUGUUUCUGAUCCUGAUUAUAUACUGCUCUGUGAGAAUACACCGGAGGCAGAAGGAAGGCGGGACAUACUCUCCACGCGAGGCUGAGAUCUUCGAGACCAAGUUCAAGCUGGAUCAACUCAUCUCUGUGGCCGACAUGGAGUUUAAAGAAGAGAAGAUUAACCGGUACUCCUCUUUCUUCUUUAGAAGAAAGGAGAUUUUUGUCAUCCAGCUGCUGAGUUACAGGAAAUCUCUCAGGCCAAUCAGUAAGAAAUCGUUUCUUCAGCAUGUGGAGAAUCUUUGUGCCAAUGACAACGCCAAGUUUCAGGAGGAGUUUGCUGAAUUGCCAAAGUUUCUUCAGGAUUUGGCCACGUCGGAUGCUGACCUGCCCUGGAAUCGCUCCAAGAAUCGCUUCACUAAUAUUAAACCCUACAACAAUAACAGAGUGAAGUUACUGUCUGAACCUGGAAUGCCGGGAUCUGACUUCAUCAAUGCCAGUUUUGUGUCUGGUUAUCUGUGUCCCAAUGAGUUCAUAGCCACGCAGGGUCCACUGCCCAGUACAGUCGCAGACUUCUGGAGGAUGAUUUGGGAGACAGGGACCAAAACCAUCGUCAUGCUCACACAGUGCUUUGAGAAGGGCCGGAUUCGCUGUCAUCAGUAUUGGCCGGAGGACAAUAAACCCGUCACUGUGUUUGCUGACAUCAUCAUCACUAAACUCACAGAGGACGUGCGACCUGAUUGGACGGUUCGAUCACUGAGAGUGGAGAGGCAUGGUCACUACAUGAUUGUCCAUCACUUCAACUACACAUCAUGGCCCGAACACGGCGUUCCGGAGUCCAGCUCCCCUCUAAUCCAGUUUGUCAAAGAGGUCCGUUCCAGCAGAAAUCAUGACAACACAACCAUAGUUGUGCACUGCAGCGCUGGUGUGGGAAGGACGGGUGUGUUCAUAGCUCUGGAUCAUCUCAUUCAGCAUGUGAGGGAUCAUGACUUCGUGGAUAUCUACGGUCUGGUUGCGGAGCUGCGCAGUGAGAGAAUGUGCACGGUGCAAAACCUGGCUCAGUAUAUGUUUCUGCAUCAAAGCACGAUGGACCUGCUGACGGCUAAGGGAAACAGUCAGUCCAUCUGGUUUGUCAACUACUCCGCUCUGCAGAAGAUGGACUCGUUGGAUGCCAUGGAAGGUGAUGUGGAGCUGGAGUGGGAGGAGACAACAAUGUAACGUGAGGAAGCUUUUCUCUUGUCAGCUGUUCAUCUUUGUCUGAUGGUUGUGAGGAGAACCUCAUGAAAGCCCCACGGACGCUGGGACUCGAGACCUCGGGGCCAAACAGAGAACAUAAGAGGAGAGUAACUCUCUAAUUCAGACAAACAAACACACAAUUCCUUCACUAAUCUGAUCUCGGUUUCACACUCUUCUUUAUAUCUAGCAGACGGUCUCAUCCAUCAAAGGUUUUUCAAAGUUCUUCCAUCACCUGUAAUUCUUUUAUUUCUACCUACGAUAUGUGAUGAGAACCUCCUACGUAUGGACUCAAAGCAGAACAGACACGGACGUAUUUGCUUUUAAAGAAUGUGAGAGUUUAGAGCUGUAAAUGUAAAGAGCUGGAUGUUUUAUGGUAUUUAGAAUGAAAUGUACGAGGAGAAGGAAACCGUAAGGAAUUUAUUCCCGAUUUUUUAAACAAAACCAGAAUGAACAGUCGGGACACAAUUAUAAUUAUUUAACAUUGUUUGUCAUGAAAUGAUAAGGUCAUUUCGUGUUUUUUUUCCAUAGUCAUUCACACUUAAAGUUGUGAGUGUGAGAACUCUUCACAUAUUGUGUGAUGUUGUGUUCACAGCUAGAAAACGGCACUAAUUCUUUGUAAAUGUUUGUCUUUUUCACACGUACAAGAU
Molecule: messenger RNA, 11192 nt
Organism: Triplophysa dalaica
Lineage: Eukaryota; Metazoa; Chordata; Actinopteri; Cypriniformes; Nemacheilidae
Gene: ptprq
Product: protein tyrosine phosphatase receptor type Q
Exons: 62
Coding region: 157-10527 (3456 amino acids)
Biological process (GO): protein dephosphorylation
Molecular function (GO): protein tyrosine phosphatase activity; protein binding
Source: RefSeq, a predicted model, not a curated record